AGAGAGUCUGUAUGUCUCUAAACCCACAAGGUGUGAUAGUUCCUCUCCAGCUUUUCAAAAAUGUCAAACAACCAGAGAGACGAGUUUGUUUCUCUUUUGUAACAAGAAGGAAGAAACAGGUUUGUGUUGACGUAGAACAGCAGGAGGUUUGAGUGUGUGUGUGUGUGCGUGUGUGUGUGUGUCUGAGAGUGUGAGUGAGUGAGUGAGUGAGUGUGUGUGUGUGUGUGUGUGUGUAUAAAAGCAGCUACACAGUGAACUGCAGCAGAACUCCUCUCUUCAGACACAAGCUGAAUCUGGACCUGAGAGAACUUCUUUCGCUUCAAGUGUAGAAAGCCGUACAGACUACAAGUCCCAAAUGUGCUCUGAUUGGAACAAGCUAACUUUUCAGAGGGCUGGUCCUGGUGUCUUUUGAUUGUAAAUUACGUAAUUUAAAAAUCAAAAUGCAGGGUAUCAAAAGGCUUGCCGAUGCUGUUAAAGAAAAGAGCAAACUGCUAAACCCCAAGAUGCCAGGGCCUCUCCGUGUUUACAAAGUCCCCCUGAAGGAAGAAGACCUCCAAAUAAAGGGCUGCAGACGUUUCACAUUCGGGAAAGAGAAACUUGGCAUGUCUAAUCGCACCAUAAUGGUCCUAGGAGCCACUGGCGCCGGGAAGUCAACUCUCAUCAAUGGGAUGAUCAAUUACAUUCUCGGUGUGGAAUGGAAGGAUUCAUUUCGGUUUAAGAUAGUUGAAGAGACUCAAACGAAAUCACAAGCUCACAGCCAGACUUCUGAAGUCACUGUGUACAAAGUCAACCACCAGGAGGGAUUUCAGAUCCCUUCCUCUCUGACCAUCGUUGACACUCCAGGCUUUGGGGAUACAAGAGGCAUAGUAAGAGACAAAGAGAUCAUCGAACAGCUACGUAACCUCUUCUCUGCUAAGCAUGGUGUCAGUGACAUUGACGCCGUGUGUUUCGUAGCUCAGGCUGCUUUAGUACGACUCACACCAUCACAGAAAUAUGUGUUUGAUUCUGUGCUCUCAAUCUUUGGCAAGGACGUGGCAGAAAACCUCAGAAUUCUGGUGACAUUCGCAGACGGCCAGCAACCACCAGUUCUAGAGGGAAUCAACGAAGCAGGUGUCCCGUGUCCCAAAACAAAGAAUGGGCUGCCGGUUCACUUUAAAUUCAACAAUUCAGCGUGGUUUGCAGACAACAGAUCAGCUGCAGCAGGCAGGAGUGGGGAUGAUGAAGAUGAAGAUGGAAGCUUUGAUCAGAUGUUCUGGAACAUGGGGACAAAAAGCAUGAUGAGGUUAUUUGCUGCUUUGACUAUCAUAGAAACCAAAAGUUUGAACAUGACGAAGGAGGUCCUCAGGGAGAGAAAGCAGCUCGAGAAUACAAUUGAAAAUGUGCAGAGGCAGUAUAAAUAUGGGUUAGCUAAACUUGAGGAGAUUAAAGAGACAUCUGAAGUAGUGAAAAGGUGUGAGGGCGAGAUCAAGAGAAAUGAGAACUUUGAGUAUGAAAUCAGCAUCAAAAAGCCCGUUCAAGAAGACAUUUCUGGAACUGGAAUUUUCAUCACCAAUUGUCAGCAGUGUUCUUUCACCUGCCAUCCUAUUUGUGUCUACCCAAAUGAUGAGGACAAAAAAGAUUGUUGUGCAAUGGGAUCAAAUGGAUACUGUACUGAGUGCCCAGGUAAAUGCUUCUGGAGUCAACAUUUUAAUCAGAAGUACAGAUGGGAGUAUAAGGACGUUAAAGAAAAACGAACAUUAGAUGACCUGAAAAGAAAGUACCAGAUAGCCUCAUUGGGUAUGACAACUGUUCAGACAUUGAUGGGAAGACUUAAGACUGAAUAUGAUCGUGCGGCGGCUAAUCUGUUGAAACUGAUUCAGACCUCUGCUCAGUGUCUAAACAGACUUAAAGAGAUAGCACUGAAGCCAAAUCCUCUCUCCGCCCCCGAGUACAUCGACUUGCUCAUUGAAGGAGAGAAAUCUGAGGCCAAGGAGGGCUGGAAGCAACGAGUUCAAUACCUGAUGGCCACGAAAGAAAAAGCUGAUCUCGAGACUAAAGUAGGCAAAGGAGAGAAACUCCUCAAACCCCAAUAAUCUCAAGACCAGAGACCACGACCAGGCCUAAACUAAUACCACCAAGAGCCAGACGAGACCCACUCUGUAUAUAGAAAUUAGGAAUGUGUAUAUCGUAUUCAGGCCCAAUUCGAUAUACUUACACUUACCAAUACCUAUUCUUGGGCUUCAGGUGCUGAUCCGAUACCAGUUUAAAACAUAUAUGGCUGUAGCCAAGACAACCGCAUUACGACGUGUAACACCGCUAAUGGGGCCGGUAGUCCUGCACCUGGAGAAGAAAUGCUGGACAGGAGGUUGUAGAUUAGAUGUGAGAUUAAGUUACAGAAGCCAGCGGAGCAGAAGCAAGACAGGAAGUGGAGUCACAACUUCGGCUCGCUCUUCUGCUCCGACAGCUACUGACGGAAUAUCGUUGUUGUAUUUCUGUAUUGUUGUUGCUUUUUAAAAAAUGUUUAAAUGAAUAAUUAGUGGCAAUGCAAAUGUGAGAAAUGGCUGAGUUGUUUGUACAGACUUAAAGAAUUGAGGUCAGACACUCUGUUGCAGAGUAUUGACCCGCAAAGCCAGGCUGGAAUCCGUGAGUUGGGUCCCUGAUGACCCAAGAAUCUGAUGAUCCUAGAAGCCGAGACUUAAAUCGCUUUGAUGAAGAGAAGCUUGAGCAUAAAUCUACAUUGUACACAGUUUACAUUGUUCAAUGCAGGGUUUUCAACUGGAAUGUCUGCUUUUUGCUAGAAAAUGUAAUCGAUUUCAAAUUAUGAACACUUCAACAAUUAUGCUCUGUGUAUUGAAUUGCAUUUUAUUUGCCUGUUGUAAUAAGGUAAAUGAUGGAGAAAUGAUUAACAAUAAAUAAUAUCUGACAUA
Cyclopterus lumpus (lumpfish) is the source of this 2906-nucleotide messenger RNA. RefSeq lists its product as uncharacterized. The record is from RefSeq and is a predicted model, not a curated record. Gene Ontology annotation, molecular function: GTP binding. Lineage: Eukaryota; Metazoa; Chordata; Actinopteri; Perciformes; Cyclopteridae. The transcript is spliced from 2 exons. The coding region runs from base 441 to 2072 and encodes 543 amino acids.